Molecule: messenger RNA, 3009 nt
Organism: Paramuricea clavata
Lineage: Eukaryota; Metazoa; Cnidaria; Anthozoa; Malacalcyonacea; Plexauridae
Source: the annotation of a GenBank genome assembly
AUGGCUUCUAAACGGUCUAUUGCUGUGGAAGGCAAUACGCCAGGUAAGCCUGAAAAUAAGCGAGUGGCAACCAAGGAAACUUCGAGAAAAAGCCUUUUUUCUGAAAAACCCAAGUCAUCUGGACACAGGGAAUGGUCAGAAGAAGAAACUUCUGCUUUAGUACAGUAUAUUUGUUUGUAUUGGGAAGAUGCCUACUCGGACCGAUGGCCUAUGCAAAGUGACACAAAAUUCUGGGAUGCUGUGGCAGGUGCAGUGAACAAGGCAUGCAACUCUACUAGAACAGGUUAGCAAAAUGUUAAUGUUUUAUAGCAUAUCUAUUAUUUAUAAUUUUAAGCAUGAUAAAGGAGGAUGAACAGAGAUCAGGAGGAUGCUAUUUUGGCACAUGUGGGGAUUUUAUUCUAGACUGACUAAUUUACCAGCAGUCAGGUGAAGUAUUUUAAUAUUAUAUAGAUGUUAGUGGUAUAAAAUGCUUUUAUUUUUGGUUGCAUUCAGCGAGCAUGCCAUUGCCUUGCCCAAGCCCCAAGCCAUGUUAUUAAAUGUUCCUGGAAUACUGCACAUACAAUUUAAGUGCAAUAGCUAGUGUUCAUCAUUCUGUUUUCUUUCAAAGGUCCAUCAUGUCGCACAAGGGUCACAAAACAUCUAUCCAAACAACAAUACAAAUGUUUGUCAGAGGCAGAGGAGGCACUGAACAUUGACUACCUGCUCAAUUCCUCCUCAUUUGAUGAUAAUAAUGCUUGCCCAAGUAGUCCACCAAGAUUUGUCAAUGAUGAAUGUUUAUCACCUAUCUUCAACUGUUCCCCAAAUGCUGGUGCAAAAAGACAUACAAGUUCUGUUACUGUUGGCGAUGUGAUAAAAGAUUUUGUAUUAUGUUUUUCAAGCUCAAUGUCAUUGCAGAUGAAGAUGCAAGUAUUGCAUCACAUAUUUAAGCAGUGUGUUAUUGCUGAAGAUGCCCAAGACUUCUUCAGAUUUGUCAACAAUGAUUUCCUGACAAGAAGCCUUGGAGCGACGAAAACACUCUUUCGUGACAGUAAACCCAAUCUUAUUUAUGGCUUGAGCAAGUCUUUUGAAGGUACAAGCCCAAGAAUGUCUUUAAAUCGGAUGCCAUAUGGUUUGAUCGAUUACAAUAUCCGCUUCUUUGCCAGUGAUACAACAGUUAAUCUUCAUAUGGAAGAACAUUAUGCCUCAUGGCUGGAGACAAUGUAUACUCAGUUGGCCAUAAGUGGUUAUGUCUACAUAGGGGACCAAUGUGGCAGUACGAGAGAGGUGCAAUCUGGGAAAAAGAUUUGCCAACUGCAAAUGAUCCUGAACAUAGUACUGAUGUGGUAGAAGUUGACAUUAUCCAAGAGGCAUUGCAGCAUUCAUCAAUUGAUUUGGAUACAGCUCCUUCUGACAUGGAAGAAGGUCUUGAAAUAUUUGAACAUGUCGACCUGAGCAUAUGCAACUUGUCCAUUACUGACAACACAGUAACUACACCUACAACAUGUGAAGAUCUCCAAACUGAUUCACCCAUUUUUCCUUCUCCAGAAUUUGUCAAUGAAGAAGACUAUCUUCAAAUGAUAGAACAUGUCGACCUGAGCAUAUGCAACUUGUCUAUUAGUGACAAUGCAUUAACCACACCUACAAGCUGUGAAGAUCUCCAAACUGAUUCCCCCAGUAUUCCUUCUCCAGAAUUUGUCAGUGAAGAAGAACCUUUGCAGGUGUCACAUUUGUGGACUUCCAUGUCUAAAGGGGACAAACAGGAUAUGGCCCUGGGAUUGGUUUCUUGUAAAGAGUUGGAAAAAUUACAUGGUAUACAAGCCACUGGCAAGGGGAGUCUUAGACAACACAACCCAGAUAUGUAUGAUCCUUUGAAGGUCAGUUGUAUUACAAAUACUGUAUUUACUUGUUAGAGCUGAGCACCACAGUGCUCUUUGUUGGUGGGAAAUAGAUUCUAAUACUGUAAUAGUUUAUAGUAUCAUCUGCCAAUAUUGUAUGGUUUGUCAUAUGUACAGUACAUGUACUGUGUACAUUACAUGUACUGUAUAUGCCCAUACAGUAUUAACAAUAAAGUAUCAUGAAAUUAUUUCUGUCUAUCUUAUAUCUAGGCACACUGGAACUAACCAGUCCUGAUAAUUUUUGCAAUUAAUUUUAUAUUUAUAGAGUAAGGUUAACAUUGCAAGUAUAAGUGCUCGACAGAUUCAAAAGCACAUUGGGUCUUCAGGAUUCAGAAAAACUGUUGAUACUCAAGUAAGUGAGAUUAUCAGAGAAGUCAUUGCCUUUUUAGCUUUUGUUCAAUACAUCUACUCCUGGGUAAAUUACUACUUGUCUCUGUAGUUAACCCAUUAAGAUGGAAUGCACCCUAAUGGGAAAGUCAUGGGAAGAGUUUUGCAUUUUAAUGGGGUUAACAUCAUUUGUAUGUGGACCGACAAAUCUAUCACCUGUAUGUGUCAGGCCCAAAUUAGCUUUUAUAUUUGUUUAUGAACAAUUGGUCAUAAUUCCCCCAUGUGCUCAAAUGUGCCCUGCUUUAGUAUUUACUCUUAAUAACACCAGACGAUUUUACUUGUCAUUGGAAGAGUACUGCCAGUAAAUCGAUUCACUUAACUUUAGUUUCAAUAUUUCAAUCCUUAGGUGGCGACACUCAAGAAAGCUAAAGAAGCAAAUCCGCAGGGACGGUGGUGGAUCAAGGCAGAUGGUUGCGAUAUUCGGAAAGGUUUAAGAGAAAGUGUGCGUGGGAAAUGGGCUGGAGACGAGGAUUUGGGUGAUGGGUCAUUGCAAAUAUUGUUCAAUGAAUACAAGGCAAGAUGUUCAUUUGUUAGGAGUAUUGGCACAUCUGUGAGAUUGAAUUGGACAUUUAAAGAUAUAGACAAAGUGCAAAGUGACCAACAGCAUGAUUUAGAUUUUCUAAAAACUGGUUCCAAAACUGCCAACUUAGCAUACACUAAAGCAGUUAAAGAGGGUAAGACAAUCGAGAAAUCAAUGAUGGAAUUAGCUUGGGCUGCUACUGGAUUUGAUGAUCUCAUUAAGAAAUGA